AUGGCGAUACUAGAGCCCACCAUCCACGUCCCUACACUGCUGCUCGACGGGAGCGACUCCGGCGAAAACAAGCCAUCCGAUCUGUCCGGCAGCUUCGUGUUCCCCAGCCGGGCGGUGGCGAACAUGAUGCGGCGAUGGAACUACCAGGAGGGCUCAGGCCUCGGCGCGCAGGGGCAAGGGAUCGUCGUGCCCAUACAAGCCGGCGGCGGGCGGGCGCGGCGCCGUCCAAAGGCGGGGCUCGGCUACCGCGAGAAACCCUACGACAAUGGUCUCGACGUGCCGCCGCCGCCGCCCCUGGAAGAGUGUCGUGAGUUGGAGGAUGCUUUACGGGCUCUGCGGCUUGAAGCGGAGUGCCGCGAGAAGAUCCUCGUGCUGCUACGUGACAUGAGGCUUCAAGAGCCCGACAACAACGUGGAGACGGCGGAUGCGCUGACGGCCAUCGUCGGGUCCAAGAAGAAGAAGGGGCGCCACGGGAAGCGCGUGCCAGGGACGCUGAAAUCCCGGUUGCCUUCCUCCGCCACGAGCUACAUAAUCGAGCAGGUGAUCACGCCGAGGAUGGCCGUCGACGUGCGAGAGUGGAUCCCGUCAUGGGACCCGGACUGCCACGACUGGCUACGCCCGCUGAUCCCCCUCAUCGGCCACUUGCCGGAGAGCCUCUACGGCGCCGUGGAGAGCAAGAUCGGCGGCGGCGACUACGAGGUCGUCUCUCCAUGGAAGGAGUACCUUAGCCCGGCGCAGUGGGACACCUUCAGCAAGCGUCACAUCCUGCCGAAGCUGGCAUUGUUGGUACGGGGGAUGAGGAUCACGCCGCCCAAGCAAACCGACUCUUCGUUCCGGGCCGUGAUGCUGUGGGCGCCUCUCCUGCACGCUCAAGACGUCGUGUCGAUCUUGGAGGCCGAGCAGUUUUUCGAUAAAUGGGAAGGCGCGCUGGAACACUGGUUGCAGGCAGGGGCGGCGAAGCCCUCGUUUGGAGAGGCCACCGCGUGGUGCGCCGGCUGGAAGAAGCUGUUCACGCCGGAGCUGCUCGCCAACAAACGCGUGCUCGCACACCUCGAAGCUGGCCUUGACAUUGUCGAUCGUGCAAUGCAAGACCUGGAUGGUCUGUUUUAG
Triticum dicoccoides is the source of this 1110-nucleotide messenger RNA. RefSeq names its product septin and tuftelin-interacting protein 1 homolog 1-like. The transcript has a single exon. Gene Ontology annotation, molecular function: nucleic acid binding. The record is from RefSeq and is a predicted model, not a curated record. Gene Ontology annotation, biological process: spliceosomal complex disassembly. Gene Ontology annotation, cellular component: U2-type post-mRNA release spliceosomal complex. Bases 1 to 1110 code for a protein of 369 amino acids. NCBI's taxonomy places the organism in Eukaryota, Viridiplantae, Streptophyta, Magnoliopsida, Poales, Poaceae.